CUGCGACUGUCCUGCACUGUCCACAGUCACUCCGCGCGAAGUGUACAAGCCAGUGACUAUCUCAACUUACAAGUCAUCGAGAAAAGAUUCGCUCCAUGUUAUAGACAUGAGCAAAGCGCUGCGAGCUCCUUGGCGGCGGAAAGAGUCUGGUUCCUGUUGACCAUGGACACCGACGCUGAGGAGGUAAGGCAACGUCAAUGGCUGACGGAAAUAUUCGACACAUGGCUGUUCUACCUACACGAGUUCGGAAUUGCGUUGUCUGAACGUGUUGAAUACAUACUGACGUAAAGCGCAUUCAUAGAUCUGCCUCGUACCUCAUCCCGGCCCAGGUCCUCAUGCGAUGCCCACAUGGGCCACGACGCUUGCUAUAGACCCUCAUCAAGAGCUGCUGUGGACGGGAAAUGAAUAUGUAUGGCAUACCCGAACUUUCUUCCGUCCGUAUAUGAAGCGCGCAGUGAGAAACGCAUAUUCAUUGAUGACUAUGCCAGGGCCGCGUCAUGUCAUUCUACGGCCACGAGCUGCAGAAGUAUACGAGUUUCAAAGCACAUGCUAGCGAGCAUGUCAAGCAGAUAAUAUUCACCGAAAAAGGCGUGCUAUCCGUCUCUUCAAGGAGCGUCCACUACGCGUCGAGGAGGGGUCUAGGUAUAUGGCACUUGGCGGAUCAGAACUUUACGGAUCUACAAUGUAUGAGCUUCACCAGCAAGGACGCCACCGAGAUUUUGGUCGCGGGCAUGCAGAAUACCAUGUUUAGAAUAGACGUGGAGAAGGGGGCAAUCCUUGAAAUCAUACCAGCCCACGAUAUGUACACAAUCAUGAAGCGAGGCGGCUCGCACAUCUGUGCUGCAACACACACGGGCUCUGUGCACAUCCUCGAUUCUAAAACCUUUCAACUGAUUAAGUCAUGGCAAGCUCAUAUGGGAUGGAUCAAUGAUAUGGAUGUCAAAACUGAUUUCCUUGUCACUUGCGGCUAUUCCAAUCGGCAGCAGCUCGGUCCUAUGCUCGAUGGUAUGGUCAACCUCCUCUCACUUAAGACGCUUCAACCAUUACCCCCAAUACCCUUUCAACCUGGCGCCGCAUUCGUUCGUAUCCAUCCCCGCAUGUACACCACAUGCGUGAUUGCUUCCCUUAAUGGCCAGAUACAAGUCGUGGAUGUGAUGAAUUCCGGUGCUGUGUCACUCGUCAAACAAGCUCAAAUAUUCGACAAUACGGCUAUAACGUCUCUUGAGCUCGCACCAUCCGGAGAAGCCCUUGCUUUUGCAACCACUUUGAAUCAAAUCCAUCUGUGGGGCUCACCCGCAAAGGCACAUUUCACCGAUCAUCCCAGAGAAACCCUCUUCCCUGACCCUAUCAUUCCUCAUCCGCCCAUGGACUGGUCGCUUGACACACCUCUGAAUAAAAUCGGUAUGCCAUAUUAUCGUGAACUUCUACUCUCUGCGUGGCCUUCUCACAUGACCUUCGAAGUGGGCGCUCCACCACCAAAGAUUGAGGCCAUUGUAACAGCUCACCAGAAACGCGCAGAUAUGGGAGCAUAUGCACCAAAUCCGCGAAAAGGUUUCCGCAAUCAGAUCCAACAAACCCGAGUAGCUUUGUCUGAGAAAUCAAGCGGUGCCCUUGGAGCUCCCAAGUUCCUCUCUGAGAAGGCCAGGGAGUCUGCCAAAGCAGGUGAUGACGAGCAACGUCCAAGUGAUGCAUUGUUAGAGCAUCUCAAAGAUAUGAAUAUCACUAGUGCAACAAGAAAGGAUGUCCCAGCUAUAUAUGGCAAUGUGGAGAUUAAGUACUCGAAGUUUGGUGUAGACGAUUUCGACUUCCGCUACUACAACAAAACCUCUUUCUCUGGACUAGAGACUCACAUUGCAAACUCAUAUGCAAACCCUUUGCUUCAGCUAUAUCGGUUCACGCCGGUGAUCCGGAAUAUUGCCCUCCAGCACACGGCAACCGAAUGUCUUUUUGACCAGUGUAUGCUCUGCGAACUUGGCUUCUUAAUCGAUAUGCUUGAGAAGGCGGAAGGCAUGAAUUGCCAAGCAACCAAUUUCCUCAAAACGCUGAGCUCACAACCAGCAGCUCAGUCGUUGAAUCUGCUCGAAGAACGAAAUCCAAAUGAGCGUCUUACGGUAAUGGUCCAAAAACUUAACACCUACCUUCUCAACAAAUUCAGCACCGACUAUAUGAUGGUCUCUACGCAUGCCCAAAAUCGCCCCUUGGAGCAAGCACUCGCAACGAAGAUGCUUGCAACAUUCAAAUGUGGGCAAUGCAUGCACGAAAUGACCAGGCUUGACGAUGUUUACAGUCAUGAGCUCAUUUAUCCGCAGCCUCAGCGAAAUAUGGGUGGACGAAACCAUCGCAGCAACAAUCCACAGAAUCAUCACCGUCAAACGUUCUCCCAGAUUCUCAAAUACUCGGUUGAGCGACAAGAACCGACCCGUGGGUGGUGCUCCCGCUGUCGUCGUUAUCAGCAAAUGAGUCAGCGAAAACAAGUUCAAGGCGUACCAGCCGUCAUGGUGAUGAAUGCGAACGUGACAACCAAUGAAGCCAAACAACUCUGGUCUAGUCCCAAUUGGGUGCCCAAGGAGAUUGGUAUCAUCACGGGAAAUGGUCAAUUCUUCUGCUACGAAGGCCAGGACCUGGAACUGCACAUCCAGCGCAAGGUGCAUCAGAUCCAGGUGUAUGAACUUAUUGGAGUCGUUUGCGACGUCAAGAGCGGAGAAAAUCAAAAGAGUCAUUUAGUCGGCAUGCUCAACGUCUCACCGAGCUCUUCGAACACGGAUGCAAAAGAUGAAUGGCACCUUUUCAACGAUUUUCUCGUCACGCCAUGUUCAACAACGGAAGCUCUAAGAUUUGAGCCGACUUGGAAACUGCCCUGUGUGUUGUGCUACCAGCUCAAAGAAUACUCGCAUAUAAUUGAUGAUUCUUGGAAAACUAACCUUGACACGAGCAUUUUAUACAGGAAAUGGAGCGCAGCGCAGUCAGAGCAUCUCGACAAGUUCAGGCUCUUAAACCCGACCGAUGAAGUCCCACAGCCAGGCGCACCUGUCGGCAUCGAUGCUGAAUUUGUGGCUCUGCAACGCGAAGAAAUAGAGAUCAAGGCCGAUGGCACAAGAGAAACCAUUCGUCCUAGUCGUUUGGGCCUUGCACGUGUCAGUGUGCUACGCGGAGCGGGACCAGACGCAGAUUUGCCGUUCAUAGAUGACUAUAUCGCCAUCACAGAGCCAAUUGUGGAUUACCUGACCCAGCAUAGCGGAAUUGCACCGGGAGAUCUUGAUCGUCAAACUUCAUCACACAUUCUAGUUUCUCUCAAAGUAGCUUACAAGAAGCUGUGGCUGCUGUUGAACUUAGGCUGCACCUUUGUUGGACAUGGCCUUACCAAAGAUUUCCGGACUAUCAACAUUCAUGUCCCGAAGUCACAGGUCAUCGACACCGUUGAUUUGUUCUACAUUGCGUCAAGACAGCGGAAGCUCUCUUUACGCUUUCUUGCUUGGCUCCUGCUCAAGGAGGAUAUCCAAAUUGAGACACAUGAUUCCGUCGAAGAUGCACGCACAGCACUAAAACUGUGGCGCAAGUACGAAGAUUACAGGCGGGAAAAUACCUUGGAAGAGAAAUUGGAGUGGAUAUACCGUCGAGGAGCCGAAACAAGGUUCAAGGUUCCUGGAAAAGUAGGUGCUAGCAAUGACGAGAUGCUUGGUGUACCACCUGGGAUGCUUACGCCAGGACGAAAUACGUCAGGCAGAGCAACGCCAGAACUCGGUGCGACGGCCAGCGAGGUUGCCAGUGGAAGUCCGUUGAGGAGUCAAGCGGGUACACCGGUGAGAAAGGCUCCAUUUGGAAAAGGCAGUGCUGGGUUUGGGAGCCCUAUGAGAUGAUAGAAAGAAGGUAUAAAUCCCACAUGUGUACUCGUGUCCAUCACCUACUUGGGAUUUGUCCAUAUGGUCGCAUCACAGAUGUUGCAUAAAGACGGGAUCGGAGAGAGAGACGUAUCUGAUUGAGCGCAACGCCGCUUGGAAAAAGUGAUGCAAAUUUGCGUUUGUUGUGCCGAUCCAGAGCUUUCGCUGACACGAUGGCAUGACUUCUUGAGGACGAAAUGCAAACAUGCACGCUUUGAAUCACAUAUAUGCAAACCCGAUAGUUUAGAAAGGGUGCUUCAACCGAGAGUGUAAAAAAGAAGCCAGGUCCGGCAAGACAAGAAGCCCUCUUUAAAAAGUUGUGUGCUUGUGGUUUUUCCUGGCCGCUCGCACCAUCU
This is a messenger RNA of Verruconis gallopava, 4234 nucleotides long. RefSeq lists its product as hypothetical. Gene Ontology annotation, biological process: nuclear-transcribed mRNA poly(A) tail shortening; mRNA processing. Gene Ontology annotation, cellular component: PAN complex; P-body. The coding region runs from base 498 to 3857 and encodes 1119 amino acids. Gene Ontology annotation, molecular function: nucleic acid binding; poly(A)-specific ribonuclease activity; protein binding. NCBI's taxonomy places the organism in Eukaryota, Fungi, Ascomycota, Dothideomycetes, Venturiales, Sympoventuriaceae. The record is from RefSeq and is a predicted model, not a curated record. The transcript has 5 exons.